Messenger RNA from Alligator sinensis (Chinese alligator), 5682 nucleotides. Its product is annotated as ATP-binding cassette sub-family A member 8-like. Lineage: Eukaryota; Metazoa; Chordata; Crocodylia; Alligatoridae. Gene Ontology annotation, molecular function: ATP hydrolysis activity; lipid carrier activity; ABC-type transporter activity. Gene Ontology annotation, biological process: lipid transport; transmembrane transport. The coding region runs from base 157 to 5682 and encodes 1841 amino acids. The record is from RefSeq and is a predicted model, not a curated record. Gene Ontology annotation, cellular component: intracellular membrane-bounded organelle; membrane. The transcript has 44 exons.
AGCGCUGCUGGUAAUUCGGAGAGUAACUUCAUUCAGUUUAUAAAGCCACACUGUGGAGACAGCCCUGUGGUAAAGGCCUGAGGCUGGGAAUUGGAAGAUCUGAAUUUGAUUUCCCUGCUGUUAGACUUCCUUACAUGAAGGAACUUUGAGCUGAAAAUGCAGACACUUCACAGAAACAUGAGCGUGUUUCAGCAAACUAAAAUGUUGUUAUGGAAAAAUGUCCUUACCAAAUGGAGGAGGAAAAGGCAGAGCUUUCAGGAAUGGAUCCUGUCACUACUUUUUCUCUCUCUGGUGUAUGUAGUUUCACUGAACUCGCAUUUUUUCUUCCGUCGAGACAUACCGUAUGCCUUCCUUGGGCAAUUAAAUGGUUCUACCUCUGAUGUGACUCACAUUUCUUAUACACCGGUGACCAGCACCACCAAGGAAAUAAUGAAUAAAGUGGCUUCCAAAUCAGUCAUGAUGGGUAUUCGCGCAGAAGGAGUGGAAGAUGAGAAGUUUCUGGAAGAGGGAGAGCAUUCACAACAUGAUUUUUUCGGUGUUGUAUUUAAAGAUGACCUGUCAUAUAAUUUGAGGCAUUCUUGGAAAACACCUUUUCCAAAUGACAACUUUGGACACAUAGAUAUCUGUUACAAUUUUUCAGCAACUUACUGUAAGAACCCAGAGUACUGGUAUGAAGGGUUUGUAGCACUACAGUCCAGCAUUGAUGCUGCCAUCAUAGAAAUGAAAACCAAUCAUUCUGUCUGGAAAGAGAUGAAAUCAAUUAGCGGUGUCCGUAUGCAAUCCUCCAGUCUCCUGAAUUCCAUGGUUUGGGGAAUUUAUUUUACCCUGGUUUUUAUUGCAAUGUGUUUCUCUGCGUUUGUGCAAGUUUUGUCGACAAACAUGACAAGAGAGAAAAAAAAUAUCAAGGUAUUGAUGAAGAUGAUGGGGUUACAAGACUCAGCAUUCUGGCUCUCCUGGAGUUUGCUGUAUACUGCUUAUGUUUUCAUUAUGUCCUGCCUGAUGACAGCUGUUUCUUUUUAUGACGAGUUCUAUCUAAGCAGCUUCUUUCCAAUCGUAUUCUUGUUUCUCCUUUAUGGCAUUUCAUCCAUCCACUUCACCUUCCUGAUCAGCUCCAUCUUUAAGAAGCCUAAAACCACGAGCAGUGCUGUGUUCCUCCUCUCAUUUCUCUCUGGAAUUUUGAGUAUUAUUACGCUGUUAGGGAAGCCUCCUGUAGCUUUUGAAUGGGUUUUUGGUUUCCUCAGCCCUUUUGUUUUUAAUGCUGGAAUUGCAAAGAUUUUUCACUUAGAGCGGUAUGGAAUAGGCUUCUAUUUUUCUAACCUAAUGGAUGAAUCAUCCUUUUUACUUAAAAUAUACAUCAUCCUGAUUAUUGACUCAGUUUUGUAUAUGCUGUUGGCUGUCUAUUUUGACAAGGUUUUGCCCGACAAAUAUGGAACACCAUAUCCCCCUUUGUUCUUCCUGAAGUCAUCAUACUGGGUCAAAAGCCAGAGGCGUUAUGAUGGUGGGAGAUCCGAAUUUGAACAAAACUGUGAUCAUGCUUUUGGUGAUAAUGUGGAACCGGUGCCUCCAGAAUUUGCUGGAAAGGAAGCCAUCAGGCUCAGCAAUAUUAAAAAAACAUAUGGAAAGAAGGAGAAGCAAGUAGAAGCGUUGAGAGGUUUGUCCUUAAAUAUUUAUGAAGGCCAGAUCACUGCAUUACUUGGUCACAGUGGAGCUGGAAAAACUACAUUGCUAAAUGUGCUUAGUGGACUCACUGAAGCUUCAGAGGGUUCUGCCACCAUAUUUAACCACCGAUUGUCUGAAGUGAGAGACAAGGAUAGAAUCAAAGAAAGAAUCGGGUUCUGUCCACAAUUCAAUCUCCAGUUUGAAGCUUUAACAGUGAAAGAAAAUUUGCGGGUUUUUGCUGGAAUCAAAGGGAUCCUGUCCAGUGAGACAGAGCGUGAGGUGAAAAAUAUCUUAACACAGUUGGAUAUGAUCCAUAUACAGGACAAACAAGCAGAUAAAAUAAGCAGUGGACAAAAAAGGAGCUUAUCUCUUGGUAUUGCCAUGUUGGGAAAUCCACAGGUUCUGCUGUUAGAUGAGCCAACUGCUGGGAUGGAUCCCUCUUCCAGGUAUCAGGUGUGGAACCUGCUGAAAGACGGUAAAGCUGCUCGAGUGACUCUGUUCAGUACACAGUUUAUGGAUGAGGCCGAUAUCCUGGCAGACCGCAAGGCAUUUAUCUCGCAUGGGAAGCUAAAAUGUGUUGGUUCAUCUCUGUUUUUGAAGAAAAAAUGGGGGAUCGGUUAUCACUUAAGGAUGCAUACCAGUGAGCUCUGUCACUCGGAGGAGAUGACCUCCUUGGUCAAAGAGUACAUCCCUAAUGCCACAUUCUCAGGACAGAGGGAAAAUGAACUGGAAUAUGUUUUGCCAUUAGAAACAGUGGAUAAAUUUCCAGAUCUGUUCUGUGGCCUAGACAGUCACUCUGACCAAGGGAUUAUCAAUUAUGGAGUUACCGUGACAAGUCUGGAAGACGUUUUCCUGAAACUGGAGGGAGAAGAGGCAAUUGCUGAAGGCACUAGUUCCUUGUUAGGUGAUGGCAUCCUCGGUGAGGAGCAGGCAGAAGAGGAAAAAGAGCCCUUUUCUGUGGAUGGAGUGGAACAAGAUCUGUCACUCUCAGACAUUCAAAGGACGACUGUAACCGGCAUGGCUCUCUGGAGACAGCAAGUCUGUGCCAUGGCAAGACUUCGCCUCUUAAGGCUGAAGAAAGCAAGCAAAACCUUCAAGUCCAUAUUACUGCUAUAUACAGUUCUUCUGUUACCUUUGAUUUUGGAAUCCCUCCUGAUUGGCAUCUGGUUUCUUAACAACUCUUGGGAGAUGUCUUCUGCUCUAUAUUUUCGUCCUCUUGGAAUGAAGGGUGACAAGGAAUACAAGGACUACACAAGUCUUUUGAUCCUUAAUGAAACAGGCUCCAGCAUUGACGACUUCAUCCGCAAUUUGGAGAAGCAGAACAUAGCAUUGGAUAUAACCAGCAAGGAAAAUAAAAUGGAGAGGUUAAUGCACAAUGGAGCCAUAAAGGUUUCCGGUGACAACCAGAGCUACAACUUUACCAUUCUGUGCCACUUGGAAGUAAUCAACUGCUAUCCUGUGCUUAUGAACAUCAUUAGCAAUGCGCUGCUGGGAGCUUCAAAUUUUACUGGGCGCAUUCGAGUCUGGAAUAGUCCAUUUUUUAAUAUACAUGAAGGAUUCUGGGACUAUUUUGUUAGUUUCUUACUUGCCUAUAUGCUGCUUUUACUGCCUGGCUUCUUUCCUCAAUUUACAAUGAAUCACAUUGAGGAUUACAAGAGAAAAGCUCGGUCUCAGCUGCGUAUCUCUGGGCUCUUCCCUUCAGCUUACUGGUGUGGACAGGCACUGGUGGACAUUUCCUUGGCCUGGAUUCUUGUCAUCUCCAUAUUUGGGAUGUAUUUUGCAAUGAGCAGCGCAAAUACUUGGGAUGUUUCUCUCGUAUUCUCUCUGAUCGCAUGCUGUAUUGGCUAUGGAGUUUCUAUGGUCCUGUUUCUGUAUUUAAUUGCCUUCAUAUUUUGCAAGGGAUGCAGCAGUCUAUUUUUGUCUUGUGCCCUCAUCGCGGUAACUACAGCUGCCUUCACAUUCAGCGAAAUCCUGAAGUAUACUUUUAGUAUCCAAAUUGCCAACUUCUUCUUCUUUUUCGUUCCUGUGUAUCCAUUAAUAGGCUUUAUAAUUACUGCUCCCGAGAUUUUCAGCUCUUAUCGAUCUGUGGACAAUAGCAGGAGUGAACUAUUCAUAUCCAUCUUUGCACCUUACAUCCACUGUGUGGCUUUCAUUUUCCUGCUUCGAUAUUUGGAAAUGAAAUAUGGAAGAGCAGUUCUGAGAGGGGAUCCAGUUUUUAGAAUCUCCCCAAGGAAAGAGCCUUGCCAUCAGAAUCCUGAAGAGCCAGAAGAGGAGGAUGAAGAUGUUCAAACGGAAAGGGCAAAAAUUAGGCAUGCAAUAGCUUCUCAGCAUGAGGGGGAGAAACCAUUGAUCAUUGUCAAUAAUCUACGCAAGGAAUAUGAAGUCAAGAAAGCCGGUUCUGUUUUUAAGAAUAAGAAGAAAGUUUCUGUUAAAAACAUCUCGUUUUGUGUGAAAGAAGGAGAGAUAUUUGGACUGCUGGGACCCAGUGGAGCUGGAAAAAGCACAACCAUAAAUAUGAUCACUGGAGAGACCACACUGAGUGCUGGGCAGGUGCUGGCAAAGGGGAAGGGUGCAGCUGAAUCUCAACUGGAAGCCAGCGCCCCUGGCUUCCUAAGCUACUGCCCUCAAGAGAACCCUCUUUGGCCAACCCUGACUGUGCAGGAGCAUCUGGAGGUGUAUGCAGCAGUGAAAGGGCUGAGGAAAGAAGAUGCUGCAGUCACCAUCUUUCGAAUAUUGAAGGCUCUGGAACUUCAGAAGUAUUUUAAAAAAGCAGCUGGGGAAUUACCUGCUUGGAUAACAAGGAAGCUGUGUUUAGCACUCAGCCUCCUGGGUAAUCCAACAGUUGUGCUCUUGGAUGAGCCAUCAGCUGGAAUGGACCCAAGGGGACAAAGUCAAGUGUGGAAGGUGAUUUGUAGUGCACUGAAGAGCAAGGAGCAAGGAGCCAUUCUGACAACCCACUGCAUGGAGGAGGCAGAGGCAGUGUGUGACAGAGUGGCCAUUUUGGUGUCCGGUUGGAUCCGGUGCAUUGGCUCCAUUCAGUACCUGAAAAGCAAGUUUGGUAAAAGUUACCUACUGGAGAUUAAAUUGAAGGACUCUGGGCAAGCUGAUCAGCUCCACACAGAGAUUCUGAGGAUCUUCCCACAAGCAGCUCGCCAGGAGCGGUUUUCUUCUUUGUUGGUCUACAAGGUACCAAUGGAAGAUGCCCUGCCACUGUCCCAGGCUUUCUCUAAGAUGGAGAGAGCCAAAAGAUCCGUCGGCUUCGAGGAAUACACCUUCUCCUUGAACACUUUAUCACAGAUGGUCCUAGAACUUUCCCGAGAGCAGAAGGAUAACUCUGAUCUGGAUUUGGAUGGAAAUUUUGAACAAAACCUAUUGGAUGCAGAGAUGGAAAAUGUCAUCUUGCCACUAUACAAAUCCAUAGUAUUACCGCGUUAUGAAUGCUGUAUUCAGUUCUGGUCUCCACCUGUGAAAAAGAUGCCUGGAUAUGACAUCAGCCCUGGUGCACCCACCAAUGCGCAGCAAGCAGGAGCUCACAAAGCGGGACUGCUGCUGCGCCUACCACUCUUCCACCGCCAUCGUUGCCUCUGCACCACAAGCACCCUGCAGGUGUUCUUGGAGCUCUCCCUGGAGCAAGAGAAACACGACUUUGAUCUGGAGUUGGAUGAAAACAUGAAUUCAAACAACUUCAGUGGGAAGAGCCCUCAAGGUAAAAGUACUUUUGAUCCAUACUGUCAAGAUGUACCUUAUGCUUCCCUUGGGCAAUUAGAUGACCUGACUUUUAAUACUACAUCGGCCAAUGUUGUUUAUACACCAGCGAACAGUACCGCAAGGCUUAUAAUGAAAAAUGUGGCUUCCAAAUCUCUCCUGGCAGUCUUUAGUCCUGUGCUGGGAAAAUUACGAGAACCUUCUCGUUGUCUGUUUCAGGUGUUCUUGGACCUUUCCCGAGAGCAAGAGAAGGACAACUUCAAUCUGGCUUUGGAUGGAAAUUAUGAUUGGAAACAUCUUAAUCAGGAAGAGCCAUAA